Coniophora puteana RWD-64-598 SS2 is the source of this 1486-nucleotide messenger RNA. Its product is annotated as UV excision repair protein Rad23. Gene Ontology annotation, cellular component: cytosol; nucleoplasm. The record is from RefSeq and is a predicted model, not a curated record. Gene Ontology annotation, molecular function: ubiquitin binding; damaged DNA binding; polyubiquitin modification-dependent protein binding. Gene Ontology annotation, biological process: nucleotide-excision repair; proteasome-mediated ubiquitin-dependent protein catabolic process. Lineage: Eukaryota; Fungi; Basidiomycota; Agaricomycetes; Boletales; Coniophoraceae. The transcript is spliced from 8 exons. Bases 40 to 1314 code for a protein of 424 amino acids.
CGGUUCUGUAUAGGCCACACCUACCAUCGCAUUAGAAUCAUGAAAAUUACAGUAAAGACUCUCCAGCAGAAGGUCUUCACGAUCGACGCCGAGCCCUCAAACUCGGUGCAGGAAUUGAAGGAGAAGAUAUCGAAGGAGCAAGGUCAUGAUGUCUCGAGUCAGAAGCUUAUCUACUCUGGCAAGGUGCUCGCAGAUACCAAGUCCGUGGCCGAGUGCGAGAUCAAAGAGAAGGACUUCCUCGUUCUGAUGGUUGCAAAGCCCAAACCAUCGUUUGCUCCUCCCCCAGCGCCAGUGGCUGCCCCUGCUCCCGCAGCCCAGCCCGAAGCACCCUCUGCCCCAUCCCCUGCUCCCGCACCCUCCGCUCCCGCUCCCGCCGAUGCACCUGCUGUACCAUCAGCACCUUCACCCGCACCGGCUGCUGCGCCUACCGGAGGAGAUGCGCCCACACAACCGAGCAAUAAUGACGGUUUCCUCACGGGUGCUGCCUUAAACGCCACCGUCCAAAAUAUCAUGGAGAUGGGCUUCGAGCGCGAGCAAGUUCAGCGCGCGCUUCGUGCAAGUUAUAACAACCCUGAGCGCGCUGUCGAGUACUUGUUCAACGGUAUUCCUGCAAACAUCGAAGCCGAGCAAGCCCAGGCCGCUGCUGCUCGCUCAUCACCACCCGCGGCUCAGGGUGGCCAAGCUGCUGCUCCUGCUGCGCAGCCAGCAGCUCAGCAGCCCGCGGCCCCAGCCCCACAAUCUAGCGCUCCCCAGAAUCUCUUUCAGCUCGCCCAACAACAGCAACAAGGCGGAGGCGGCGGCGGUGGAUUGCGCGGUGGCCCUGGCGCUGGUGGCCUCAGCGGUCUCGGAGGUGCGGCUGGAUUGGGAGGCUUGGGAGGCUUGGGAGGCGCCGCGGGUGGUGAGGAGGGCGCCGCGGUCGAUAUCGAGGCUCUGCGGAACCACCCGCAGAUCCAACAGUUGCGCGAACUCGUGCAGUCGAAUCCGGGCCUGAUCCAGCCGCUGGUACAGCAGCUCGCAGCGCAGAACCCGGAGCUCGCACAGGCGUUCAUGCAAAACCCGUUCGCUCUUGCGAAUAUUCUCGGGGUUGACGACGAGGAGGGUCUCGCCGGUAUGGAGGGUGGCGGGGAUCUCCCGCCCGGUGCACAUGUUGUGCAAGUUACGCCGGAGGAGAGGGCCGCCAUUGAGCGGCUGGAAGGCCUCGGUUUCCCAAGGCAGGCCGCCAUCGAGGCCUACUUCGCCUGCGACAAGAAUGAGGAGCUUGCCGCCAACUACCUCUUCGAGGGCGGCUUUGACGAUGACCAGGGGCACGAGUAGAGCCUACGUGCCCUACAGACGGUUGCCCUUCAUAUGCGCAUAUAUGCUUACUGUGUAUAUGCGAGCCAUAGUCCGGAAAAUGCAGUGUGUUAACGAAGUCAUUUCACCCCAAUCUGUUCUUGUAUUCGUAGCGAACUAAUGCGACUCCAUUCGUUAUGAUCUUUGAGCGAGC